Exophiala spinifera is the source of this 1722-nucleotide messenger RNA. RefSeq lists its product as uncharacterized. Lineage: Eukaryota; Fungi; Ascomycota; Eurotiomycetes; Chaetothyriales; Herpotrichiellaceae. Gene Ontology annotation, molecular function: CoA-ligase activity. The record is from RefSeq and is a predicted model, not a curated record. The transcript has a single exon. Gene Ontology annotation, biological process: secondary metabolic process. Bases 1 to 1722 code for a protein of 573 amino acids.
AUGUCUCCCAGGAUCUUUCGGUCCUCCUUCCCUCCCAUUGACCCGAUCAAAGUCGACCUCCUAUCGCACUUGUUCUCCAACCCGAAGAACACGCCUCAUGACAAGCAAAUCUACAUCGACGCCGUGACGGGAGCGGUACGCACGUACGGGGCCAUCAUCCAGCGCACACGCUCUCUCGCGCACGGCCUGCGGUCUCUCGGCGUCAAACCACUCGACGUCGUGGCUUUCUUCAGCCCGAACAGCAUCGACUAUGCCAUCACCUGCUACGCGAUCCUCGGCUGCGGCGCCAUCAUCUCGCCCGUCAGCGCAGCAUACACGGCGCAGGAACUCUCAUCGCAACUGCAAACAUGCGGCGCAAAGCACUUGAUCGCGCACUCAUCUCUCCUCGACAUAGCAAAGAGCGCCGUCGCAUUCGACCCGUCGAUCCUGAUCAUCCAAGCCGACGGAGAGCGUGACGCCAGCGGGUCUCCCACGGCCGAGACUCUCGCGAGCACAUGCCCAGCGAGCGCGCUGGUGUCCAUCUCCCCGUCUGAAGCGUCGGAGCGUCUCUCGUUCAUGUGUUUCUCAUCCGGGACCACAGGAGCAGCCAAGGGCGUCAUGACAACGCACCUCAAUAUCGUGGCCAACACGCAACAGUGGCAGCUUCACGCGCCUGAGGAGUCGACGGGCAACAUCACCAAUGUCUCCUUCUUGCCGUUGUCGCACAUCUACGGGGUCUUCAUCGUCCUCAUCAUAAACAUGCUGGUGGGCAACACGACGGUGCUCCUCCCGCGGUUCGAGCCGGAAUUGUUUUGGUCGUGUCUGGCGAAACACCGCCCGGAGACCGUCCACGUCGUGCCGCCCAUUAUGCUGCUGUUGGCCAAGUACCCCAACCUCGAGCGUUGGGACCUCAGCAGCCUGAGACGAAUCACGUCGGCCGCGGCUCCACUCAGCGUCGAGCUGCGCGAGGCCGUCGAACGCCGCUUCAAGACGCUGUACGGCACGACUCUCGUCUGCCGCCAGGCGUGGGGGAUGACCGAGACCAGUCCGCUGGGAGCCCUGGUGCCGGUCGACAGGAUCGACAAGCGGCACACGGUCGGCAACGUGGUGUCGGGCAUGGAGUUCAGGGUCGUCGACCCGGAGACGAUGCGCGACGUCGACGACGACCCCGUGCGCGGCGACGGAAGCACGAAACCGGGCGAACUGUGGUGCCGCGGCCCCAACGUGACGAAGGGGUACUACCGCAACGACGAGGCCACGAGGAACGGUUUCUUCCGGGAUCCAGCUGGUGGCGAAGCGCCGUGGUUCCGCACGGGCGACAUCGGGUUUAUCGACGGCGACGGCUUCGUCACCAUCGUCGACCGCAUCAAGGAAAUGAUCAAGUACAAGGGCCUCCAGGUGAUUCCGAGCGAGCUAGAAGGAAAGUUACUCGAGCACCCUGACGUCGAGGACGCCUGCGUGGUUGGCAUCUAUGUCGACGCGGAAGCGACAGAGGUGCCGGUCGGGUUUGUCGUGGUGAGCGCCCAGGCCAAGGCUACCAGCAAAAAGGGGGGCGACAAAGUCGUCACUGACGAUGUUCAUACCUGGUUGAACGCCAGAGUUGCAAACCAUAAGAAGCUGAGGGGUGGGUUGUACAUUGUAGAUGCGAUACCCAAGUCUCCUAGUGGGAAGAUCCUGAGGAGACAGCUGAAGGCUGAUUUGGAGGUGAAGACGAGAAAGUCUAGGGGUGGGUCGAAGCUGUGA